Molecule: messenger RNA, 1278 nt
Organism: Varroa destructor (honeybee mite)
Lineage: Eukaryota; Metazoa; Arthropoda; Arachnida; Mesostigmata; Varroidae
Source: RefSeq, a predicted model, not a curated record
UUCAAUUGAAAACUUCAAACGGAUGUUACAUUUUUUUAAAAUUUAAUUUGCCACAACUCCACUUUUCUUCCAGAUGUUUUUGUGUUUACCCAAAUACAAGAAUCGCGUUAGAUGAAGGAUUUUAUUUAGAUAGCCGAAAAGACGAAGCACGAGCUUCGCUCAGGUCUCACGUAUAUAGUCAGUAAAGAAUGAUUUCGGUUCCUAGGCUGCUUGCCUUUCGAUUCUUAUCAAAGAUACGCAAAUUUUUAUGGCGAAACCACCAGUUGUCAGAGGACGACGUUGCUAAGUUAGUCGAAGAGAGCCGGCUACAUGAACAUGUUAUUCAAAAAUGGCAUGAAGAAUUCCUUGAGCUUUUUCCGCGAGGAGUUGCCUCUAGGGAGGAAUUCUGUAAUACUGUGACGAAGUUGUUACAGUGUGACUUGAGUUCAGACCCAAGGCCGUUGCUAAACCGUAUAUUUACAUAUAUUGUGCGAAUGCCGGAAGUCAUGCCGUCGCCUAGACCAACAAAAAGAUCCCGAGGUCGUGAAGCGAAGCUCAGAGGAAGAGCCGUAACAGAAGACUCCGACACGGAGCUUUUCGAUAGUGUAUUUUUUACCAAAAAUGUUUCGUCAAGAGAUUCAGACAGCAACAAAUACGUAUCGUCCAGAACGGUCACGGGAUCUUUAUUGGCGGACGCGUGCCGUUGCGAGCGGGGAGGAUCGCCGUUAUCAAGGGCAACAACAACAACAACGAUGCCAAUCGAUGCAAACACCGAUGAAUCAGAAGUGACCUUCCCGCAACUUGUUUGUUUUCUAGCUAUGCCCCUUGUGGGAUAUACGGACAAAAAACUUGAGUGGGCGUUCGACGUUCUUGCUUAUCACCAUGCAUUCAUUCAUUGGGAGGAGUUCAAGAAGACCUUAAUUAUGAUUCGGAAAAUGCGCGGCGCGGAGCUCAAGGAUGCUGAAGAUGGAAUUCGUCAAGCGUUUGAUAAAAUGGCAGAAGGCCGGGGUGUGAUAGAUAAAGCCCGGUUUAGGUGAAGUUUUUGUUGCAUGUUCGGCGGUGAUAUAAACCUUUCGGUAGCAAUUCAUGUAUUCGAACCCGAAACUCAUACGAGGAAUCGCUAGAAACUACACCUGCAUGAUGGCUUCUCCGGGCCGGAUUAUAAACAUAUCGUAACUAUUUAGACAACCGGAACGAGUUUUGCAAUAGAAAGUAAUGUUUCGUCUGACAAUUUGUUUAAACGAAGUUGUUUUUGACAAUAAAUCUUACCUAUUUCCCUUGGAUCCCUCGGGAGCUGCU